This is a messenger RNA of Cinclus cinclus, 3356 nucleotides long. RefSeq names its product zinc finger AN1-type containing 4 (gene ZFAND4). Lineage: Eukaryota; Metazoa; Chordata; Aves; Passeriformes; Cinclidae. The record is from RefSeq and is a predicted model, not a curated record. Gene Ontology annotation, molecular function: protein binding; zinc ion binding. The transcript has 11 exons.
GCUGGACCCCGCUGGCGGGAGCACGGCUGAGCUGCCGCCUCCAGCUGCCUUUCCUGAGCCCGGAGCAGUCCCCGUUCUUAACGUCUUUCUGGAGUUUUUCUCAGCUCUGACUCCACGGAGGGCUCAGCUCUUGUUAGGAGGCAUUGGGCGUCUGUUUGUCAUGUCGCUUGUGGAAACAAAAAUAACAAAGGUAGUAGGUUGCGUCUGGAAUGCUGACUGACAUUAGGGCCCUAAAACUACAACGCUGGUGAUACAAUUUGUGAUUAUCUUGUCCUACCAAGGUGAAAAAUCCUAAAGAUGAACAGCAAUUCACUACACGUGUCUUCAAAGCUGCCUUGGCUAGAAGUGGAAUGUAGUUUCCUGACAGAUCUUCUUACAAGGAAGUUGUAAAUCCUUUCUAAUGGCCAACAAGAAAGAGCCUCCUUUUUUUAAUAAAGAUAAUAUGGGACCAUUUCACUACAAACUUCCUUUCUAUGAAACUAUGGAGCUCUUCAUUGAAACGCUAACAGGAACCUGCUUUGAACUGCGAGUUUCCCCCUUUGAAACAGUUAUUUCUGUGAAAGCUAAAAUUCAAAGACUGGAAGGUAUUCCUGUCUCUCAGCAGCACUUAAUUUGGAAUAAUAUGGAACUGAAGGAUGACUAUUGUUUGGAUGAUUAUAACAUUUCAGAAGGCUGCACUCUGAAGUUGGUUCUGGCAAUGCGAGGUGGACCUGUUAACACCAGAAGAGUUCCUGUGAAAGAUCCUAUCAGGGAAAUGGCUGAGUACAUGGAUCCUGCUAGAGACAAGAUCUGGGAGAAAGGGCCAUCCAACAAACAAGUGACCUUCUUGGUGUAUCGAGAAGGAGAUCGGUUGAAUUUCUUCCGUGUGGUUGACCGGGGCGAUGGCACUUUAACACCACUGUCUGAGUCUUUGAGGUAAAAAAUAGAAUAUCACAUCCACAUGGAGGGUAAAUAUAAGCUUUCUUUUACUUUCAGUGGUGGUUCAGUUUAUAAUUUAUAUGCUGAUGAUGAAGAUGAGACAGAGGCAUCACCUUCUGGCCAACAGAUUAUUGAGAAUUCAAUUACUAUGAAUAAAAUGAAACUGCUCAAGGCAAAGAUGGAGAACAUGAAUCUGAGUAAAAAGCCUAAGAAAACUGUCAAGGUGAAGCCUCGCCCUCCCAUGACUCCUCGACCAUCUAGUGGCUCGGUGGCUGCUGCUCGUCACCGCUUUCUGAGAGUGCUCCCCCAUAUCGGACAGUCGUGCCUACCUCCUCCUGGGAAUUUGCAUCAGUCAGAAUCUCCUCAAAAUGCACUUUCAGCAUUGGCUACUUUGGCCACUGCUGGUAGAACAAUGCCAUCCACAGCUAAUCACUUCCUUAAGGAAGAUGACGCUUGGCAGAGCAACUCUUGGUCUCAGCCAGUCAAUAGCAUCAGGUUACCACCGAAAAUAUCUCGUGUUGAACUAGAAAAUGCAAAACUACCUACAAACGGUAUUCUGACUCCUGUUUCAUCCCUGCCUGCAAAUUCAGAAAAAGUAUCUGAAAAUGUGACCUCAACAAGCGAGGAGGAUGCUGUUUUGUUUCCAAAUCUAACAAACGUGGAGCUGUAUGGAACAGAGGAAGAACAUCUGUCUGAACCAGAUGCUUUUGCUUUUUUAGCAGAAGCAAGCACUGCUGAACAGUGUAGUGAGAUAUAUGACAUAGGAAAGGUGAACCCAGAGCUUGAACUGCCUGAUGGAGACAAAGAUUCUAAGGUUGUAGAGCAGCAUAGAAAACCUAUUGGCAAAGUGCUGAGCACUGCAGCAAUGGAGACUGGUCUUUUAAGUCCUCAGAAAAAUCUGCUUUUGUCCCCCCUCCGGUAUUCGGCACAAGUGGCACAUCACAGUACUCUGAAACCACAAGCACAGCCUAGAUGCUUUGAGGCUGGUAACUUGAGAUCUACGGCCUCCCCAAACGUGCUUCGAUCGUUGGAAGUACGUAGUAUAGCAGACUCCUCUUUUUCUAGGACCACUAGAUUUUGUAGUGUGAAAGUAGAGUCACUUGGCAAAAGACCUGAUGUAAUUUCUAAAUCAGAGGCUAGGGAUGUUAGAGAUGUGGCUAGCAAGGCAUCCAAAGAACCUACAAGUUCUGUAAGUAACUUAGGAUUUCUGGCUUCGCUGGCCCGAAGCACAAACAGGGAAAGUUUACAGAGUUCCUGUGGGACUGACAGGUUUCGGACUUCUGGUAUUGCACUACCUACAAACCUGCAGCAUUUUCAGGAAGAAGGCUUUAGGAAAGCUUCUCCUCCAAAUGAAGCUGCUGAAUAUAUUCUAUCUGCACAUGGGCUUGGAAUGAAUGGAAGUAUGGCAGCUGUAGGGAAAAGAGUAGGUGAAGCAACCCAUCUUCCACCUGUGGAUGGCUUAAUUCAAGCAAAAAAGAAAAUUUCAAAGCACUGCUUUCUUUGUGGCAAGAAAACUGGAUUGGCAACCAGCUAUGAGUGCAGAUGUGGAAACAACUUCUGUGCAGCACACCGCUAUGCAGAGACUCACACCUGCACCUACGACUACAAGAGUGCGGGACGGAGGUAUUUGCAGGAGACCAAUCCCAUCAUUAGUGCACCAAAGCUUCCCAAAAUUUGACAUGGUUGUGCUGCAUGUGGCCACUCUGCUGUUGAAGAAUUGUAUUGAAUUGAGAGAAGCACUUGCUUAAACUGCAUAUUUUUUGCCAUGCUCCAUAUUUAAAGGUUUGCCAAGUAACAAAAGCACAUGAGGAUGCAUCGAAGAAUAAUGUGAACACUACUGCAGUUAAAGCUUUUCUUCUUGAGUGAAUGAAAAGUUAAAAAUUAGUUUCUAAAAACUUACACUAUGAUUUAACUGUUACUGCACGUGUUGUGUUUUAUAUUUGGAAAAGCUAUUUCACUAGACAAGUCUUUAAAGAUGCACUUUACUAACUUUACUGUAUAACCAGAGUUGAGGGGGUGUUGUAAUGAGGGUGUCACGUAAUGUCUUCUGUAAUCUUGGUUUUGUCCAUUGUGUGGUAUCUUCUAAGUUAUUUCACUAGAAAGGUCCUCCUCCCUCCCCUUUCUUCAAAAAGCCUGUUUUGAGAUUUUAAGGGGAUAGUGUGUUCCACCCCUCUGUUUCAUUCUGAUUGAUAUUUGUACAUUGUGUGUGUCCAUUCUGAAAAUUGCAUAUCAUCUUAAUCACAUUUUCUUAAAAUAAUGCUGUUUAUAUGACAAGUUUGUUUUUAAAUAGAAGGUUCCCUGUUUGUUGCCAUUAAAUAUAAGAAACUACUUAUUUUAACUUUUUUUGUAAUCCUAGAUUUUUUUAAGACUUCACAACUUGCUUUGUUAAGAUGUUGAAUGCUGUUACUGGAAGAAAUUCUAAUAAAUAUUAAAUUUUA